GGUGGAGAGCCAGGGCUAGAGGAGGCGCGGGCCGGAGGAAACGGCGGGCGGCGGGCUUUCCGCAUUCACAGUGUCCGCAGGGCCUCAGCGAUCGCCGGCGAAGGGGGUAGGGGGCCCCUUCCCGGUCCCUGCACCAUGAGCUGGGGCACCGAGCUUUGGGAUCAGUUUGACAACUUAGAAAAACACACCCAGUGGGGAAUCGAUAUUCUUGAAAAGUACAUCAAGUUUGUGAAGGAGAGAACUGAGAUUGAGCUCAGCUAUGCCAAGCAGCUCAGGAAUCUUUCAAAGAAAUACCAACCCAAGAAGAACUCGAAGGAAGAAGAAGAAUACAAGUACACAGCAUGUAAAGCGUUUCUUUCCACCCUGAAUGAGAUGAACGACUAUGCCGGCCAGCAUGAGGUCAUCUCUGAGAACAUGACGUCACAGAUCACGGUGGACCUGAUGCGCUAUGUGCAGGAGCUGAAGCAGGAGAGGAAAUCGAACUUCCACGAUGGACGGAAGGCCCAGCAGCACAUUGAGACGUGCUGGAAGCAGCUGGAGUCGAGUAAGAGGCGUUUCGAACGGGACUGCAAGGAGGCUGACCGCGCACAGCAGUACUUCGAGAAGAUGGACGCUGACAUCAACGUGACCAAGGCCGACGUGGAAAAGGCACGGCAGCAGGCUCAGUUACGCCACCAACUGGCAGAGGACAGCAAAGCUGAUUACUCCUCAAUCCUGCAGAGAUUCAACCAGGAACAGUGGGAAUACUACCAUACCCACAUCCCCACCAUCUUCCAGAAAAUACAAGAGAUGGAGGAAAGGCGGAUCGUGCGCAUUGGAGAGUCCAUGAAGACCUACGCGGAGGUGGACCGGCAGGUGAUACCCAUCAUCGGGAAAUGCUUGGAUGGUAUAGUGAAGGCGGCCGAGUCUAUCGACCAGAAAAAUGACUCCCAACUGGUCGUGGAAGCCUACAAGUCAGGGUUCGAGCCUCCUGGAGACAUUGAGUUCGAAGACUACACGCAGCCGAUGAAACGCACCGUAUCAGAGAACAGCCUUUCGAGCUCCAAAGAAGGCAAGGCAGAGCUCAAGUUUGGCGGCAAAUCCAGAGGCAAGCUGUGGCCGUUCAUCAAGAAAAACAAGCUUAUGUCCCUUUUAACAUCCCCCCAUCAGCCUCCCCCUCCUCCCCCUGCCUCUGCCUCACCCUCUGCUGUUCCCAACGGCCCCCAGUCUCCCAAGCAGCAAAAGGAACCCCUCUCCCACCGCUUCAACGAGUUCAUGACCUCCAAACCCAAAAUCCACUGCUUCCGGAGCCUAAAGCGUGGGACUCAGUCUUUGUGUUAUCACAAAGAGCUCAUGAAGAGGACUCUAGGGAAACCCACGCAUGCCUUCGAGGCUAGGGACUAUGUUCUUUCUCUCAAGCUGGGUGCCACACCAGAAGACUUCAGCAACCUCCCGCCUGAGCAGAGAAGAAAAAAGCUGCAGCAGAAAGUUGAUGAUCUCAAUAAAGAGAUCCAAAAGGAGAUGGAUCAGAGGGACGCCAUCACCAAAAUGAAAGAUGUGUACCUAAAGAACCCUCAGAUGGGAGACCCGGCCAGCUUGGACCACAAACUCGCUGAGGCCACCCAGAACAUAGAGAAACUGCGCCUGGAGACACAGAAGUUUGAGGCCUGGCUGGCUGAGGUGGAGGGCAGACUCCCAGCACGGAGUGAGCAGGCGCGCCGGCAGAGUGGAAUGUAUGACGGUCAGACACACCCGACAGUCACUAACUGCGCCCAGGACCGGGAAAGCAGCCCAGAUGGGAGUUACACGGAGGAGCAGAGUCAGGAGAGCGAGCUCAAGGUGCUGGCCACGGACUUCGAUGAUGAAUUUGAUGAUGAGGAGCCACUUCCUGCCAUAGGGACCUGCAAGGCCCUCUACACAUUUGAAGGUCAGAAUGAAGGCACCAUUUCCGUGGUGGAGGGGGAGACGCUGAGCGUCAUCGAGGAGGACAAGGGUGACGGGUGGACUCGCAUCCGCAGAAGCGAAGACGAGGAGGGCUACGUCCCUACCUCCUACGUCGAAGUCUAUUUAGACAAAAACGCCAAAGGUGCUAAGACUUAUAUUUAAUCCACUUAAGACAAAACAAAAGCCUUUAAAAGCAUUGGAGUUGUCUCUCCCCACCACUUUGGCUGUUACAGGCCUUCAAGAGGCCGGCAGAGAGCAAGUGAUGCAGACACUCGGGGAACUGGGGGCAUCUCAUGCCUGAGUUUGUCCAACUUGGCCACGUGCAAAGCUGCCACUGGCCUGCUUACAACUGUGUCCUUUGAAAUCUGAUCAGUGUUUCCAUCCUUUCAACAAAAUAUGUAGAUUUUUUAAUUGUAUAGUGGUGGUUCGUGCCUAUAAUCCCAGUGCUCAGGGGGCCGAGUCAGGAGCAUCCCAUCAUGCCUAUAAUCCCAGUGCUCAGGAGGCUGAGUCAGGAGCAUCCCACUGAGUGUCAGGUUAGCUUGGGCUACAGAGUAAGACUCAGUAUAUAAAUAAAUAAAUAAUAAAUAAAUAAAUAAAUAAAUAAAUGUAUGUUACAUUUGUUACUUCAUCAGUGGAACUGAGUAACACCUAAAGUCUUUGACUAAAGACUGUAACAUUCUCUUGGUGCCCACGCUGAGUGCCCUUACAGUUGCUGCUCAGGUCUCCUGUGUUAGCCUUUAAUUGUCUGAGUGUCCCAAACAACCAAGAGAUGUCCAGAAAUGUACGCUCCUUUAGUGAUUUAACUUUGACUGACAUUAUCGUCUUCUGGUUUCACCCGAUGGGCCUGGGCCAAUGGUAGGGUGUCUUCAAGCUGUUGAGGCAGGCUUCUGCAGCAGCUAAGUGCCCAACACCCCUGUGGGCGUGAUUUUCUAUUCCUGUCAGAGGGUUUGCUGUGAGCAGAACCUGGUGUACCAGCCACUGUACAAAAUGGCACCUGCAUGUCCCUUUUUAAGGGGAAGACUUUCAUUUUCUUUUUGAUCUAUAAGAGCCAAUGUUUGAAAUACUAGACACUGAUUUUGGGGUUCUGGCACAUUUGAUCCAGCUAACUACAGCCAGAAUAAAAUAAAUGGUCUCGUGUUUGAAGGGAAUCUGGGCCAUGUGGGAAUUUGCACUUUAAAGUCAGUGCUGAUAUUGGAGGGGAGGGAGUGGCAUGGGUCAUAUGCAGAGGUAAUCCAGGACUGAAUUAUGCCAAUCAUGACCUCAAAGUCACCAAGGAGCCACAUCUGUCCUUUUGUUGUUGUUGCUGCUUGAGACAGUGAAGCAUGAUUCUAAUUAGUCUUAUCAAUAAAAACCAAGAGCCAAAUAUUGGGGUAAUAAUCUGAAAGAUCAGAGAAGCAGAGCGGCAGCCACUAGAGACUUCUUACCGCUACGAAUCCUCAGACCGAAAAGGGGGCCAAGAUCCUGUCUCCACCUCCCCAUUGUGCUGGGAUCAAAGGUGUGAGCCUCCCAAGUGCUGGGAUCAAAGGUGUGAGCCUCCCAAGUGCUGAAAUCAAAGGUGUGAGCCUCCCAAGUGCUGGGAUCAAAGGUGUGAGCCUCCCAAGUGCUGAGAUCAAAGGUGUGAGCCACCACCACCUGGCCUCUAUGGUUAACUAGUGGCUAGUUCAGACCUUUGAUCUUCAGGCGAGAUUUGUCAGAACACAAACAAAAUAUCAUACAAGACAGGGUUUCUCUGUGUAGUCCUGGCUGUUCUGGAACUUGCUCUGUAGACCAGGCUGGCCUCGAACUCACAGAGAUCUGCCUGGCUCUGCCUCUGGAGUGGUGCCACCACCGCCUGGCUCACAUCUGGUUCUUUCUGUUUGACUUUGGGAAUUAUUUACAUCUUAUUUUUUUUUUUCCGAGACAGGGUUUCUCUGUGUAGUUUUGCGCCUUUCCUGGAACUCGCUUUGGAGACCAGGCUGGCCUCGAACUCACAGAGAUCCGCCUGCCUCUGCCUCCCAAGUGCUGGGAUUAAAGGCGUGCGCCACCACCGCCCGGCUUACAUCUUAUUUUUAAGCAAGAAAAUAGCUCUCUGCCUCUAUAUUAGGGGCUCAUUUUUAUAAGCUGUUUUGUUUGUUUUUAAUGUGGUUGGGGAUGGAAUUGGGCCGCAUGCAUGCUGGCAGGCUCAUUCCCACGGAGCUGUAGCCCAGCCCCUUCACUGACUCUAAAAGUGACAGCUAUACAUCAAUCUGGGCUCAGGAACCUGAAACGGUUUCGAGAUUCUGGCAAUGAUUUCACCUGAAUUUCACAAGGGCCUGUGAGGUGUCAUUGAGCAAGCUUUCCUUACCGACAGCCUGGCUCUUAAAAGACUUUUUUUUUUUUUUUUUUUUGAGGCAGUGUCUUUUUUUUUUUUUAAAGGAUUUAUUUAUUUAUUAUGUAUACAAUGUUCUGCCUGCAUGUAUGCCUACAGUCCAGAAGAGGGCACCAGAUCUCAUUAUAGAUGGCUGUGAGCCACCAUGUGGUUGCUGGGAAUUGAACACAGAACCUUUGGAAGAACAGCCAGUGCUCUUAACCUCUGAGCCAUCUCUCCAGCCCGAGGCAGUGUCUUGAUAUGUAACCCAGGCUAGCCUUGAACUCGGUUCCCCUGGCUCUUGGCAGUUACAAAGUUGAUAUAAAGAUGGCCCCAUGCCCUCCCCAAGGCUUCAGCAGCCAUACUUCACAGUCUAGUACGGUCUCCAAAAUAGGAAGCUGACCCAGGCCACCUGGCUGUUUUUAAUGCACAUUCAUUUUGUAAUUCGUAUUUUGUUUGAGUAACUUUUGCUGUCGUGGUGUAUUUAAAGUCAACCAUUCCGGGGCCCCUUCAGGUAAACAGCCUUCUGGGUGAAAUGGACAGGUUUCCCUCAGGUUUGUGCAAGUUGGGGUGGGGAAAUGUCAGUUUGGACAUGCAUUUGUGGUCACAGUCUUAAGUGUGUGUUACUAAAUUGAACUUAGCAUCCUAACAGAUGAAUGGGUCCAACACUAACUACACUGAAUGAUACUUCGUAGUUCCCAUCUCCUCCGUGGUGAAUAAUAGAACUUCCUUCCAAUAGUUGGCUGUUAAAAAAGGGAGAUUGGAGAUAUGGUUAGGGGAAGCUGGCUCAGCAAAUACAGGCAUUUGCCCCCCAAGCAUGAUGAAUAUGAGCGCAAUCCCCAGGACUCACGCGGUUGAAGGAAGGACCAAUUCUCUAAAGGUGACCUCUAACUCUCCUACGCCAUGGCACAUGUGUACACCCACACAAAACACACACAACUCAGUGUAAAAAACUAGAGAGCAACGCACAUCUGGAACCCCAGCCAGCACUUGGGAGCCAGAGGCAGACAGAUCUCUGUGAGUCCAGGCCAGCCAGGGCCACAGAGUGAGAUCUUGUCUCAAAACAACAGCAAAUAAAUAAGUAAAGAGAGGGAGAGCUGAGCUGUCUGUAGCUUUUUCCUGUUGUCAGGAAAGUAUAUCUGAGAUUAAUGGUCACCUGGGAGCUAUCCUCAGACUGGGGGUGGGGUGCCAUCCCACCUAGCCUCUCCCAAACCCUGCCCUCCUGCCUCCAACCCCUAUCGGCCCAGCUGCUGCUGCCCAACUCCCAGGAACUCCAAGUACCUCUUGGAUAUUUGGGGGGGAGGGGCGGGCGCAUUCCAGACAGGGUCUCUCUGUGUCAUACUGGCUGUCCUGAAGCUGGCUCGGUACACCAGGAUAGCUUCAAACUCAGAGAUUCACUUGCUUCCGCCUCCGGGAUUAAGGGUGUGCGCCACUACCGCCAGGCUGCACCUUUUGGAUUUUUAUAUCAUAACGCCAGAGCACUUUCUGUGUGUGUGGUAUCUAUGACGUACUUAAUCAUUGCCAAAAUACUAGACUACUCUGAGCCUCGUGGGGAAUGUUGCUUUUUACAUCACUUUCUGUUGAACAUGCCCGUAAUCCUGCCCCGCAGGGUAUAUUUGUAUAUAUUGCAAUUUGAAAACUAAGCGGAUUCUUUGAACAGUGUUGCUUUAGUGUUUUACCUGUCUGUUUUAUUUGUUAUUCCUCUGCCUAACCACUUUUUGUUUUUAUAACUACUGGGGAGGCCCCUGGACUCUUGCACGGUAGCUAGGUCCCCCGGCUGGCUGCUGCACGCUUGAGUUUAUUAUAAACCCCUGGGCUCUGAGUAAGUGUUUGAAUAUAGUUGAAUAUAGCUGUCAUGAUUGUUUCUCUCUAUUCUUCUCUAAGAGCAAAGACUCUGCCUGUCAUCCUCCAGUGUGCCCUCGAACCUGCCUCUCUAAUAAAUGUUACUCUUUUUCUCA
This is a messenger RNA of Peromyscus californicus insignis, 6207 nucleotides long. It is a transcript of the gene Fnbp1, whose product is annotated as formin binding protein 1. The record is from RefSeq and is a predicted model, not a curated record. Gene Ontology annotation, biological process: endocytosis; signal transduction. The transcript has 17 exons. Bases 136 to 2085 code for a protein of 649 amino acids. Lineage: Eukaryota; Metazoa; Chordata; Mammalia; Rodentia; Cricetidae. Gene Ontology annotation, molecular function: protein binding.